UAGGGCGAGGAAGAAAAGGGUAAGUUUUGCGGGGAAAUUUCCGCGGUGUAGAGGAUGAUCGAGUGGGAAUGGAAUCUCUUCCUCGACGCCCCGAGCUGGAGAUCCAGAAGGUUGUUCUUGCAGCGAUCAGGGCUUCUACCAGGUCCAAAGAUUUGAAUCGGGGGAAGCAAAUCCAUGCCGCUGUGGCGGCGAGCUGCGAUCGCUUGGAAUCUCGCGUCGCCAGCAGCUUGAUCGCAAUGUACUCGCGAUGCGGCAGCGUGAUCGAGGCUAGAGCAGUGUUUGAUGACAUGGAUUCCCACGACGUGGUUUCCUGGACGGCUAUCAUACUUGGCUACGUCCAGAAUGGCGACGCACGAAUGGCUCUGGAGCUGUUCGAAAGAAUGCUAGCUCAAGGAGUGUGUGAUCCAGAUGCCCGGGUUUACGUCGUCGCGAUCAAAGCUUGCGCCCAUCUAGCCACGAAAGAAGAAGCCAUCGACGAUCUUCCGGGAAGAAUGGUGAAGUUACGAUCGCUGGAGAGAGGGAUGGCUCUCCAUUCUCAGCUCGCAAGGAAGAACUGGGACGUAAACAACGUCUUCGUGGCUUCCAGCUUGGUGACUUUGUAUCGCAAGUGUGGAGCGAUGGUGGAUGCUUGGAGAGUUUUCAAGAGGACGAUUGCCAGGGCUGAUGCUGCUAUGUGGAAUUCUCUCCUGCUCGGGUACGCAGAGAAUGGAGAGCCGCAAGUGACUUUGGAUUUGCUGCUGGCUGUGGGUGCCCCGGAUCGAGGAACUUAUGCUGCGGCACUCAAGGCUUGUUCUUACUUAGCAGCGAAAGAAGACGCUACCAAACUCGAUGGUUUCGCGGUAAAGCUUGAUGCUCUAGAGAAAGGCAUGGCUGUUCACUCGCAAGCUGGGAAGGAUGGCUUCAAGCUCGACGCUACUUUGGCCAACACUUUGAUAGAUACGUAUGCGAACUGUGGUGGACUUGUCGAUGCAAAGCGGGUUUUCGACAGGCUACCGGAUCGUGACACAGUUUCCUGGACAGCUCUGAUUCUCGGCUAUGCUGAAAAUGGAGAGAGCAAGGUGGCUUUGCAGCUGUUUGAGACGAUGCAACAGUCGGGUGGCUGCGUCUCAGAUCAUCGGGUUUUUAUUGCUGCAGCGAAGGCAUGCACUGAUCUUGCGGAGAAAGCUGAGGCCGGAGAAGUUGACAUGAAACUGGCGCUCGAGAUCGGCAUGGCGAUACAUUCUCGAGCCGGAAAGAGCGAAAGUGUGGAAGCAUGGUCGACGCUCGCCGGGUUUUUGAUGGAGUUUCUCAACAUACUGUGGUGCUCUGGAAUGGAUUGAUAUCGGGUUACGCGGAGAACGACGAAGAUGAUCGAACUUUUGUUGCUGCUGUCAAGGCUUGCACGAGUCUGUCGUCGAGUGAACAAGGCCGAGAAGUUGGAGGGAGUUUCGUGAAAGUGGCAUCACUGGAGAAAGGCAUGGC
Molecule: messenger RNA, 1461 nt
Organism: Selaginella moellendorffii
Lineage: Eukaryota; Viridiplantae; Streptophyta; Lycopodiopsida; Selaginellales; Selaginellaceae
Product: pentatricopeptide repeat-containing protein At4g18520, chloroplastic-like
Exons: 3
Coding region: 69-1319 (416 amino acids)
Biological process (GO): RNA modification
Molecular function (GO): protein binding; RNA binding
Source: RefSeq, a predicted model, not a curated record